UGAUCUUAUCAGCUACCAUGUAAUGUAAUUGAAUUAACAAAUACGAGGCAAAGUCAACAAUCAGACAUCCCUCCAUUAUACAAAAUCUGAUGUCCUUUGACACAUUAAAAGUCAAAAGCUAAAUUCUCAGAAUCUGCAAUACUAACUUAUACAUUAUGCAGCACAAGUUAUACAUUACUAAAUGAGGAUGCCUGAGCAAGAUUUCAAGAAAGCCAUAAAGCUUCUUAGCCUACAACAUCAUCUAAAACUGUCUUUGACUUUUGAACUCGAUGACAAAGUUGAACUAAGAAGCCAUUUUUGUUGCUGCCAUGGCUUCUGUUCAUCAUUUGGUCAUCUUCUACUUUCUAAGUUUGCUUCUCUUCCUCAUCAAUCCAGCACUUUCACUUCCUCUCUGCACCGAUUCAAGAGCACCAUUGACACCAAAGACUCCUCUGGCUUUCUGCUCUUAUAAUGAGUCAUCAUGCUGCAAUUCAACCCAAGAUUUGAACAUAAAGAAGCAGUUUGAAUCAUUGAAUGUAUCUCAGCCGCCAUGUGCUUCUCUUCUCAAAUCCAUCCUUUGCUCGCAAUGCGAUCCGUUUUCAGCAGAACUGUACACGAUCACCACCUCUCCUCGACAAAUUCCCGUGCUUUGCAACUCAACGGUUUCAUCAGAUUCAUCACAAAGCAACCAAGCCAUGAACGAUUUCUGUGGAACCGUAUACGAUUCAUGUCAAAAUGUUUCCAUAAAAAACUCGCCAUUUUCACCAUUGUUACAAAACCAAGCUCCACCACCAGUCAACACGACUAGCAAACUGAGCCAAAUUUGGCCAUCAAGAACCGAUUUCUGCACCAACACCGGUGGAUCCUCCACCGCUGGCUCCGUAUGCUUCUCCGGUGAAAAAGUUAGCUUUAAUGCUACCAAAAACACCACCGAAAAUAUCCCGAAAGAGAUGUGUCUAGAGAGGAUUGGUAACGAUACCUACAUCGAUAUGGUGGCUCACACCGAUGGUUCGAACCGCGUCUUUUUUGCAAACCAGAAAGGUCAAAUCUGGUUAACUACGGUUCCGGAAAUGAGUUCGGGAGGUACAUUAAACAUUGAUGAGUCGAAACCGUUUCUAGAUAUAACCGAUGAGGUUCAUUUUGACACGUCAACCGGGUUGAUGGCGAUAGCAAUUCAUCCGAAUUUCACAAAAAACGGGCGGUUUUUUGCUUCGUUUAACUGUGACAAAUCUGAUCGGCCUGGAUGUGGAGGAAGGUGUGCUUGUAACUCUGAUAUAAACUGUGAUCCUUCAAAACUAGAAGAAGAUAACGGAGCUCAGCCAUGCCAGUAUCAGACUGUCAUAGCAGAAUACAACACGAAUCCAAGUGUUUCGGCUGGAGAAGCAAGGAGAAUCUUCACGAUGGGUCUUCCGUAUACAGGCCACCAUGGUGGGCAAAUCCUUUUCGGACCAGACGGGUAUCUUUAUUUCAUGAUGGGAGACGGUGGAGGUGAAGGUGAUCCUCAGAAUUUUGCCCAAAACAAGAAAUCGUUGUUGGGAAAGAUUAUGAGGUUCGACAUCGAUAACAUACCAAGUCAAGAAGAAAUCACUCGACUCGCUCUAUGGGGAAACUACUCUAUCCCGAAGGACAAUCCAUAUAUGGAAGACACCGAGUUGCUGCCAGAGAUAUGGGCACUAGGAUUACGUAAUCCUUGGCGUUGUAGUUUCGACUCCGAAAGGUCAUCUUACUUUAUGUGCGGGGAUAUCGGCCAGAAUUAUUUUGAAGAGGUGGAUUUGAUCACAAAACAUGGGAACUACGGUUGGCGUGUUUACGAGGGACCAGGAGUUUUCGCCCCUCUACAGUCUCCCGGAGGGAAUACGUCGGCCAACUCCAUCAAUCCGAUAUUUCCGGUAAUGGGUUAUAGCCAUUCUGAUAUAAAUAAGAACGAAGGUUCAGCUUCUAUAACCGGUGGGUAUUUCUAUAGGUCUAUGACUGAUCCAUGUAUGUAUGGAAGUUAUUUAUAUGGAGAUCUAUUCGCAACUGCAAUGUGGGCAGGCAUUGAAACCCCUAACAAUAGUGGGAAUUUCACAUCUACUAAGAUUCCGUUUACAUGUGCCUCGGAUUCUCCUUUACCAUGUAGCACUGUUCCCGGAAGUUCAGUUCCGGCACUAGGUUACAUCUUUUCAUUCGGGCAGGACAACAAGAAGGAUGUAUACCUCCUAACGAGUAGUGGCGUCUAUAGGAUUGUUGCUCCAAGCCGUUGUAACUAUGAGUGUGCAAUCGAGAAGACGACAAUCGGUGGUCCGAAUCAAAGCCCAUCUUCUUCUCCUUCCACAGCAAACAUAUUGAAGGGUUCAAACAAUAAUCUAGGGUCCCACCAUCAAACGCUAUCCCUAACUUCAUCUUCAACUACCACCAUUUCCGUCGAUCACCACCCGCUACUGCCAGCCACACCUCCAGAUUCCGGCCAUACCUGUAGAUUCCAAUCUCAUGUUCUCUAUUCAAUCUGA
Messenger RNA from Lactuca saligna, 2468 nucleotides. The record is from the annotation of a GenBank genome assembly. Lineage: Eukaryota; Viridiplantae; Streptophyta; Magnoliopsida; Asterales; Asteraceae.